Diaporthe citri is the source of this 828-nucleotide messenger RNA. RefSeq lists its product as uncharacterized. NCBI's taxonomy places the organism in Eukaryota, Fungi, Ascomycota, Sordariomycetes, Diaporthales, Diaporthaceae. Gene Ontology annotation, cellular component: cytosol. The coding region runs from base 1 to 828 and encodes 275 amino acids. Gene Ontology annotation, molecular function: NAD(P)H dehydrogenase (quinone) activity. The transcript has a single exon. The record is from RefSeq and is a predicted model, not a curated record.
AUGAGAGUCUUCAUUGUUUUCGCUCACCCAGAGCCGCAGUCACUUGGCGGAUCCCUCCUCCGAGCCACAGUGGAAGAACUAGAAGCGCAGGGCCAUGAGUUCAAGGUCUCUGACCUGUACGCCAUGCACUGGAAAAGCCAGGUCGACCGCUACGACUUCCCCAAGCUCCCAGCCGACGCCCGUCUGAGGGUGGCCUACGCGUCGGGCGAGGCGACCUUCUCGGGUACGCUCACGGACGACGUGAAGCGCGAGCAAGAAAAGCUCAUGUGGGCCGACACCGUCAUCCUGCAGUUCCCGCUGUGGUGGUACUCCAUGCCCGCCAUCCUGAAGGGCUGGGUCGACAGGGUUUACUCGUUGGGCUUCGCGUACGGCAUCGGCGAGCACAACGACAAGCGGUGGGGGGACAGGUACGGGGAGGGGAAGAUGCUGGGGAAGCGCGCCAUAGUGCUCGUGACGGUUGGGGGCUGGAAGGAGCACUACUCGCCUCGAGGGAUCUGUGGACCCAUCGACGAUCUUCUCUUCCCCAUAACCCAUGGGACCCUGCACUACGUCGGCUUCGAGGUCUUGCCGUCCUUCGUCGUGUAUCAGUCUGACCGAGCAGACGAAGCGGCUUUUAAUGCAGCGGCCGACGAGCUUCGUCAGAGGCUGCGAAAGCUUUCCACGAUGCAGCCUAUUCCAUUUCGUCCCCAGAACGGUGGAGAGUAUGAGUUGCCAACUUUGGUCUUGAAACCAGAGGUGGAGGCAGCUUCUGAGUCGGGAUUCUCCGUACACAUUCGGCCUUCUAAAGAUGCACAGGACCCUAAGCAAUCGCACGAACAUGUCCUCUGA